Messenger RNA from Ochotona curzoniae (black-lipped pika), 2142 nucleotides. RefSeq names its product SNW domain containing 1 (gene SNW1). The transcript has 14 exons. Gene Ontology annotation, cellular component: spliceosomal complex. Gene Ontology annotation, biological process: mRNA splicing, via spliceosome. The record is from RefSeq and is a predicted model, not a curated record. NCBI's taxonomy places the organism in Eukaryota, Metazoa, Chordata, Mammalia, Lagomorpha, Ochotonidae. Bases 64 to 1674 code for a protein of 536 amino acids.
CUUGUCUCCGGGAACAGACCCGCCCCGCGGCGCCGUCGCUCGCGUUAGAAGAAGCGGAAGAAGAUGGCGCUCACCAGCUUUUUACCUGCACCUACGCAGCUCUCUCAGGACCAGCUUGAGGCUGAAGAGAAGGCAAGAUCCCAGAGAUCGAGACAGACCUCGCUGGUGUCGUCUCGGAGAGAACCGCCCCCGUACGGAUACCGGAAAGGCUGGAUACCUCGGCUCUUAGAGGAUUUUGGAGAUGGAGGUGCUUUUCCAGAGAUCCAUGUGGCUCAAUAUCCACUGGAUAUGGGACGCAAGAAAAAAAUGUCAAAUGCACUGGCCAUUCAGGUAGAUCCUGAAGGAAAAAUUAAAUAUGAUGCGAUUGCUCGACAAGGACAGUCAAAAGACAAGGUCAUUUACAGCAAGUACUCUGACCUGGUUCCGAAGGAGGUUAUGAAUGCCGACGAUCCCGACCUGCAACGGCCCGACGAAGAAGCCAUCAAGGAGAUAACAGAAAAGACACGAGUAGCCUUGGAAAAGUCCGUAUCACAGAAGGUUGCUGCAGCCAUGCCGGUUCGAGCUGCGGAUAAACUGGCCCCUGCCCAGUAUAUCCGAUACACACCAUCUCAGCAAGGUGUGGCUUUCAACUCUGGAGCCAAACAGAGGGUGAUUCGGAUGGUAGAAAUGCAGAAGGAUCCAAUGGAACCUCCGAGGUUCAAGAUUAAUAAGAAAAUCCCCCGGGGACCACCUUCUCCUCCUGCUCCUGUCAUGCAUUCUCCUAGCCGAAAGAUGACUGUAAAGGAACAACAAGAGUGGAAGAUUCCUCCUUGUAUUUCCAAUUGGAAAAAUGCCAAGGGUUAUACAAUUCCAUUGGACAAACGUCUGGCUGCUGAUGGGCGAGGUCUGCAGACAGUACACAUCAACGAAAAUUUUGCAAAAUUGGCUGAAGCCCUCUACAUUGCUGAUCGGAAGGCUCGUGAAGCUGUGGAGACACGUGCUCAAGUAGAGAGAAAGAUGGCACAAAAAGAAAAGGAGAAGCAUGAAGAAAAACUAAGAGAGAUGGCCCAGAAAGCCAGGGAGAGGAGAGCUGGGAUCAAAACCCAUGUGGAAAAAGAGGAUGGGGAGGCACGUGAGCGGGAUGAAAUCCGGCACGACAGACGAAAGGAGAGGCAGCACGACCGCAACCUGUCCAGAGCAGCUCCCGACAAGAGGUCAAAACUACAGAGAAAUGAAAAUCGGGACAUCAGUGAGGUCAUUGCUCUUGGUGUGCCCAAUCCUCGGACUUCCAACGAAGUUCAAUAUGACCAAAGACUCUUCAACCAAUCCAAGGGUAUGGACAGUGGAUUUGCAGGUGGAGAAGAUGAAAUUUACAACGUUUAUGAUCAGGCCUGGAGAGGCGGUAAAGAUAUGGCCCAGAGUAUUUACAGGCCCAGUAAGAAUCUGGACAAGGACAUGUAUGGUGAUGACCUAGAAUCGAAAAUAAAGACCAACAGAUUUGUUCCCGACAAGGAGUUUUCUGGUUCAGACCGUAGGCAGAGAGGCCGAGAAGGACCAGUUCAAUUUGAGGAAGAUCCUUUUGGUUUGGACAAGUUUUUGGAAGAGGCCAAACAGCACGGUGGCUCCAAAAGACCUUCAGAUAGCAGCCGCCCCAAGGAGCACGAAUAUGAAAGCAAGAAGAGGAGAAAGGAGUAGAAGGCUGCCUCUCCUCAGAGAAUGUGAACUGUUAUCCAUAGCCCUAACAAUGCAGGUCACAUGGGGAACACUUUGUAAAUGGUCAGGAUAAAACCAAAUCCAUGGGCCAGACCCCUGUGCUACUUUGUACUACGAGAGGCGGGAUUGGAAUUCUACUUUGAAUUAGAUUUUUUUAAAGAGUGGGGUCUGUUUCUGCGUCUCCCACCUUUCGGCACUUACAGAACAUACUUCCCUACACACAAAAUUAAGGCUACUUCCCAUUUCCUUUUGUGUGAUGCCAAUAGUUUGGGGCUAAUAUCUGUAUAAGUGCAACUGCUUAGGAACAAGGUUUCCCCAACCUCAAUGAGUUCACAUAUUGGAACUGCCCUGCCGAAUGAAUUCUGCCCCUGUUGAGUUCAUUUUGGAAUAGGGAAAGUAAAGUCUUGUCUAGUGCAGCUAUCUGUUUCAAAUAAAAACAUUUAGACAAAA